Messenger RNA from Aspergillus affinis, 294 nucleotides. RefSeq names its product SNARE domain- containing protein. The transcript has 3 exons. Gene Ontology annotation, biological process: intra-Golgi vesicle-mediated transport. The record is from RefSeq and is a predicted model, not a curated record. Bases 1 to 294 code for a protein of 97 amino acids. Lineage: Eukaryota; Fungi; Ascomycota; Eurotiomycetes; Eurotiales; Aspergillaceae.
AUGGGCGACGCCUACGAACGAGAACAACAAAACAAUGCCCUCCUCAACUCCCUCUCCUCGAAAGUCUCCGCCUUGAAAUCCGUCACGAUCGAUAUUCACGAUAACGCUAGAGAUCAGGAUACGUUGGAUCAUUCGAAUCAAGUCUUCUCCUCCCUCUCAACAGGCCUGAAAGGCAGCGCGAGCCGAUUAACUCGCAUGGCGCGACAGGGCGAUACGGUGGCUGUGCUGAAAGUCGCGGGCAUCGUGGUCUGCGUUGGGGUGGCGCUUUGGGUGAUUCUGAGGUGGAUUUUCUGA